Messenger RNA from Leptopilina heterotoma, 1362 nucleotides. RefSeq lists its product as uncharacterized. The transcript is spliced from 4 exons. Lineage: Eukaryota; Metazoa; Arthropoda; Insecta; Hymenoptera; Figitidae. The coding region runs from base 177 to 1103 and encodes 308 amino acids. The record is from RefSeq and is a predicted model, not a curated record.
AUCUAUUCUGCGUUGGCCUAAACGUGUUUGCUCCUGUUUGUUUUCUUGACAUUUGUACAAAGUGUUUGUUUUCUUUAUUUAAUUUCGCUUUGUUUACUUAUGUUCAGUUGCAUUUCGUCGUGUAAAUAGAAGUGUAAACUGUGUUUGUCUUCUGUCGCAGUGUAAACAUCUUAAAGAUGAGUUUCUAUAAUACGCCAUUGAAACAUGGCAAGGGUAUCAAUAAACCCUUUCGAUCGCCUCUUAUUACUGGCGAUAAAAAUGACAGUACACCGAAAAGAGACAGUACGCCUUUAAGAUUAAAUCCAAAUUUAAAUAAGAGAUCAUUAGGUUUCAAAUCUCCGAUGAAUUCUCGAGGAUUUAAUUCACCAAUGAAACCAUUAUUGUUGACAUCACCGUCGAAAGAUUCAGAAGUUGAAACGAAUAAUUAUUCGUCACCUUUGAAAAGAAUAGAAAAUAAUUUACCAUUAAAACGUUCGAAACAUAAUUCACUAAAGCUUCAAUAUGAUGAUUCAUCUUUACAAAAAUCUGAAAUUAAAUUACAUUUGAAUUCAUGCGAAAAAGAUUCGUUUGUACAAUCAACCAAAUUCAUCAAAUCAACAAGUGAAAAAGAUGAGAAUUCAGAUAAUAAUUCUCUUCGAGAUAAAAAUUGGAUCAUUAAAAAUGAAGAAGAAGAAGAAGAAUCGUCUGAGAAUUUUGAAUUUAAGAAAACUCCUCCAAUUUCACCCAAAAGUCAACAAGCAAUAAUUGAGAGUCCAGAGUAUCAACCGGUCGUAAAACUUCAGCGUUUGAGUCCAAGUAUUGUAAAUAUAUACAAACAAGAUUUGAUCCUAUUGAUUCAGAGGAUAAAUGUCAAGAAACAAGAAAUGGUCGAAUUGAGAGCGAAAAUUCCCCGGGAAAGAAAGCAUAAUCUUGAGGAAAUAAUGAUGUCGAUAGGGAAAUGGAGAGAGGCGUUUGCUGAUGCUUUAGAAACAUUACGUUCAAGUUUAACAGAAAAAAAUGGACGUUAUUUUAGUGCAAGUGAAGUCUUAAAAAUAUUAUCCAUUCCACAUGACAUAGUUCAUUUUUCCGAGGAAGCGAAUGAUUUCAUUUUCCCAAAAAUUUAGUCCAUAAGAAAUUUUAUAAAUUCUCCAAAAGAAAAAUUUAAGUUAAGAAAUUUACAAAUUUUUUAAAGGAAAAAAUUGAAGUUAAAUUUAAGUUUAUAAAUUAUUUAUAAAUUCUUUAAAGGAAAAAUUAUUAUUCAAUAUUUUCCAUGUGAAUGAGAAAAAAAAAGUAUUUGUGUCGAGUAAGUAAAUAAUUCUUGUAAAGAUAAUAUAUAUUUUUCUACUAAAAUGUGGCUGUAAUAAAAUAAUAUUAAUUUUGUAA